This is a messenger RNA of Anthostomella pinea, 939 nucleotides long. NCBI's taxonomy places the organism in Eukaryota, Fungi, Ascomycota, Sordariomycetes, Xylariales, Xylariaceae. The record is from the annotation of a GenBank genome assembly.
AUGGGAGCCAGCAAGCAGAAGAAGGCGGAAUACUUCCCCAAGCUCAAGGGCUUGUUGGAGGAUUACAAGUCCGUCUUCAUCGUCACCGUCGACAAUGUCAGCUCGCAGCAGAUGCACGAGGUCCGACAGUCUCUCCGCGGAGAGGCUGUUGUUCUGAUGGGAAAGAACACCAUGGUCCGCCGCGCUCUGCGAACCUUCGUUUCCGACUCGCCCGAGUACGAACGCCUGUUGCCCCACGUCCGGGGUAACGUCGGUUUCAUCUUCACCAACGGCGACCUCAAGGACAUCCGUGAUAAGAUUCUGGCGAACAAGGUCGCGGCCCCGGCUCGUGCUGGUGCCGUUGCCCCCGCCGAUGUGUGGGUGCCCGCUGGCAACACUGGUAUGGAACCCGGAAAGACCUCCUUCUUCCAGGCUCUCGGUGUUCCCACCAAGAUUGCCCGUGGUACCAUUGAAAUUACCACCGAUCUCAAGCUCGUCGAGGCGAACACCAAAGUUGGUCCCUCCGAGGCUACCCUGCUCAACAUGUUGAACAUCUCCCCGUUCACCUACGGUCUGGGUAUCUCGCAGGUCUACGACGAAGGCAACUGCUUCCCUCCCGAGGUUCUGGACAUUGGCGAGGAGCAGCUACUCAAGGCCUUCAGCAGCGCCAUCACCACCAUCGCUGCUCUGUCUCUGGCCCUCGACUUCCCCACCCUGCCUUCCGUCAUGCACUCUCUGGUCAACAGCUACAAGAAGGUUCUGGCCGUCGCCGUCGAGACCGAGUACAGCUGGCCCGAGAUUGAGGACCUGAAGGACAGAAUCGCCAACCCCGACGCGUACGCUUCGGCUGCCCCUGCUGCCGGAUCUGCCGAGACCAAGACCGAGGCUGCCGAGGAGAAGAAGGAAGAGUCGGAAGCUGAAGAGUCUGGUGACGAAGGCUUCGGUGGUCUCUUCGACUAA